GUGGGGCGCGGCGGGCGGCGUCUGCCAUGACUCGGGUGGCCGCUGCUGCUCUGUGGGGUCUCGUGGGGCUGCGGCCAGUUCAGCUUCCCGACUUGACCCGCGGAGGGGAUGCUGAAACCUCACGAAAGGGAGCGUCGUGAAAGGAAGAAGUGAAAUGUGGGAGGUUUGAAAACUAAGUCUUAGGGCGAUGGUAUAGUUUUGAAAAGUAUAUGACUUCCUGUUGAAUAUGAGCUGGCACCAUUGUCUGGGAUGCGAACCCUGAGGUCCCACAGUUCCAGGCAAGGAAGAUGCUCCAAACCAGUAGUUAUAGCCUGGUGCUCACCUUGCAGUUCUUACUGCUGUUUUAUGAUCUCUUUGUCAACUCCUUCUCUGAACUGUUGCGCACGGCCCCUGUCAUCCAGCUUGUACUGUUCAUUAUUCAGGAUAUUGCCAUCCUCUUCAACGUUAUCAUUAUCUUCCUCAUGUUCUUCAAUACUUUCGUCUUCCAGGCUGGCCUGGUUAAUCUCCUGUUCCACAAAUUUAAAGGAGCCAUUAUCCUCUCAGCAGCAUACCUUGCUUUGAGCAUAUUCUUCCACGUCUGGAUUAUGAACAUCCGCUGGAAAAACUCCAACUACUUUGUGUGGACAGAUGGACUGCAGACUCUCUUUGUGUUCCAAAGACUGGUGGCUGUGCUCUACUACUACUUUUAUAAGAGGACUGCAGUACACUUGGGAGACCCACGUUUCUACCAGGACUCUCUUUGGCUACGAAAAGAGUUUGCUCAAGUCCAUAGCUGAUUGAUGCUUCCUAGUUAUCUCAAGGAGAGGUCAGCCUGCUAUGAUGUCUCAGAAACCUUAUCAGUAUCUUACAGCAUAUCUCUACUCGUCACAAACCCCUAUAGUCCCAUUCUAAAUUUUGUACUUCAUCUCGUUCCUAAGUCCUAUGCACACCAGUGUUUUUGGCUCUUCUGUGGACUCCUUGCUUGCUGUUACAGAUUGCUCAGUUUCAAAGCACUCCACUUUCCUCCUUUCAGCUAUGCAAACUGCAGUCUCUGCAGCCUUACUGAGGAAUGAUCUGCAGUGCCAAAUGGUUUUGGCUGAGAACUCUCAACAUGAAGAAGCAAUGCUGCAGUUUCCUUCUGGGGACUGUUCCCUCAUCCUCCAUCCCCCUCCCUCUGACAAGAAGAUACCCAGCCUUCAUUAGAAUCACUGGCUGUUACCAUCCUAAGCAAAAUUACUUAUGAAAGGACUGUGCUGUAGCUUGAGACAAUUGACUUGGUAGAUUCCCCUUUUGUAUUGGUGUUUUUUAAAUAAUGAGAAAAUAAAUCAGCACUUUUCCAGAAAAAAA
Sphaerodactylus townsendi is the source of this 1326-nucleotide messenger RNA. RefSeq names its product transmembrane protein 138 (gene TMEM138). Lineage: Eukaryota; Metazoa; Chordata; Lepidosauria; Squamata; Sphaerodactylidae. The transcript has 5 exons. The coding region runs from base 288 to 776 and encodes 162 amino acids. Gene Ontology annotation, cellular component: cilium. The record is from RefSeq and is a predicted model, not a curated record.